AUAUUUAUUUCCUAUUUAUUUCCUAUUUAUGGCGCAAAUCUAUGUUGGAACCAUAUGGCGCAAAAUCUAUGUUGGAACCAAGCCAUAAGCCUUGUCGAGGACAUGGUGAAAAAUGGAGUCGCAAGCAUGAAUAUUGGUUCCAUCAUGCUUUUCUCGACCACUUGGUUCCAUCAUACGAUUAAUCUAUCCGAUUGCGACGACCCACCUCGGUUCAAUAAUGGAGUUCUACGAUUGUGUGAUAUGAAAUUUAGUGAUGUUGGCUUUGAUGAUGUCUUUCUCUCCUGGUCUUGUGGAUAUGAUUAUCCUCAAGAGCCUAUCAGUGAUGAAAUUAUUGAUAUCUUUGAGACUUGGCUGGACAAGUAUGCACGUGCAGCUAAUGAAACUGUGGAUAUGAAAGCCGAUAUUAAGACAAUGAUUGUGGAGACACUUUGUGAUAAGAACUCUAAAGAACGUGCCUUCUUCCUUAUGGGGGAAGGUGGCAAUGGUAAGAGCGUCCUUUGUAAUCUACUUUGUAAUUUACUUGGUGAAUAUGCUGUAAACGUCCCCUUUGAGACUUUAACUAAAUCCAUUGAGGCUGAGGGUAAAAAUCCUUUCAUCAAGAGAAUGCGUUAUAAGCG
Messenger RNA from Aureococcus anophagefferens, 617 nucleotides. RefSeq lists its product as hypothetical. The annotation marks the transcript as partial. The record is from RefSeq and is a predicted model, not a curated record. The transcript has 3 exons. Lineage: Eukaryota; Pelagophyceae; Pelagomonadales; Pelagomonadaceae.